Messenger RNA from Melospiza georgiana, 6956 nucleotides. RefSeq names its product solute carrier family 41 member 2 (gene SLC41A2). Gene Ontology annotation, cellular component: plasma membrane. The coding region runs from base 275 to 1849 and encodes 524 amino acids. Gene Ontology annotation, molecular function: monoatomic cation transmembrane transporter activity. The record is from RefSeq and is a predicted model, not a curated record. NCBI's taxonomy places the organism in Eukaryota, Metazoa, Chordata, Aves, Passeriformes, Passerellidae. The transcript has 11 exons. Gene Ontology annotation, biological process: monoatomic cation transport.
UUGCCUAGCGCGGAGCUGUCACCGCCGACGGCUGUUCCCGCUCCGCCGCAGCGAUGGAAUGCAACCCCGCCACGCUGCCGGCACCACUCUCGCCCAGAUCCAGUCUUGCUUAUGGAAAUGUUGAAGAUUUGAGAGCAGUGAAAAAACACUUUUGCUCGCAAAAAAGGAACAUUUUGGUCCACUUGUAAGUGUGACACUUGGUGACUCACCUGCAAGAUUUCUUGGCUGACAUCUGAAGAACAAAGUGCUUUUCAACCUGUACUUCUAUAGCACUAUGACUAACUGUAAAGGCAGAUCUACCAUCUCCAAAACAAAUGGCAAAGUCCAUGACAGAGAAGGCUUUGUAAACUGGACCAUAAAUCUUAAUACAAUUCAGUCUGAUAAAUUUUUGAGGCUGCUUUUAAGUAUGGUUCCUGUUGUUUACCAAAUAAACCAAGAGGAAAGAUACAAAAAGGUGAAUGGUGUCUGGCAAGAUGGAUUGCUACCAGUAGGACACAAUUUUAAUGUCAGGUCCGAACAACAUCCAGAGUACCAUCACUUCUCAGAAGAGAGCUUUCAUGGUAGCAAUGGACACAGCCCAUCCAGCUGUAGCCCUAAAUAUGAUGAUUUUACCAGUUACAAUUACUGUGAUGGAAUGGACACUUCAGAAACAGAUGCCAUGUUGCAGGAUGACACUCUUUCUAGUGACAGUAAUGAGGAUAUCAUUGUGGAAGGAAGUAGAAAACAACCCAAAGAAUCGAGUAGUAUUAUGGCACUGCAGAUACUUGUACCUUUUUUGCUGGCAGGGUUUGGAACUGUUUCUGCUGGCAUGGUUUUGGAUAUUGUACAGCACUGGGAUGUGUUCAAGAAUGUUACUGAAGUCUUUAUCUUGGUUCCUGCGCUCCUUGGUCUCAAAGGAAAUUUGGAAAUGACCUUAGCAUCCCGGCUGUCAACUGCUGUAAAUAUUGGAAAAAUGGAUUCUCCCAUUGAGAAAUGGAACCUAAUAAUUGGCAAUCUGGCCUUAAAACAGGUUCAGGCAACAGUGGUUGGUUUUCUGGCAGCAGUGGCAGCAGUAAUAUUGGGCUGGAUUCCAGAGGGCAAAUACCACUUUGAUCAUUCAGUCCUUUUGUGUUCUAGCAGUGUAGCAACUGCCUUCAUAGCUUCUCUUUUGCAAGGAGUAAUAAUGGUUGGAGUUAUUGUUGGAUCUAAGAAGACUGGUAUUAAUCCUGACAACGUUGCCACUCCUAUUGCAGCAAGUUUUGGCGAUCUCAUCACCCUUGCCAUAUUAGCAUGGAUAAGUCAGGGUCUGUACACUUGCCUUGAGACAUAUUACUAUGUAUCUCCUUUGGUUGGUGCCUUUUUUUUGGCUCUGACUCCAAUGGGGAUUGUCAUAGCUGCCAAACACCCAGCUACCAGAACUGUCCUCCGCUCAGGAUGGGAGCCUGUUAUAACUGCCAUGAUUAUUAGCAGUAUUGGUGGCCUUAUUCUGGACACAACAGUAUCUGAUCCUAACUUGGUUGGAAUUGUUGUUUAUACCCCGGUAAUUAAUGGUAUUGGUGGCAAUCUAGUAGCUAUUCAAGCUAGCAGAAUUUCUACCUACCUCCAUUUACACAGCAUUCCUGGAGAGCUGCCAGAGGAGGCCAAGGGUUGCUAUUACCCAUGCAGAACAUACUGUGGUACAGGAGUAAAUAACAAAUCAGCCCAAGUUCUACUUCUCUUGGUGAUUCCUGGACACUUGAUUUUCUUGUACACUAUCCACUUAAUGAAAAGCGGACAUACUUCCUUAACCCCCAUCUUUAUAGCAGUCUAUUUGUUGGCUGCUCUGCUACAGGAGAGGUUACUUCCAAAAGAUGAAGCAUAUAACUGCUAAAGAGACUAUAUUUCAAGGAAAUAUGGAAAGCCAAGCCCAAAUCUGGACAGUUCUGUAUGUUCAGUGCUUUCUCCUUGCAGCAUGACAAGCAGACUUGCUAGACUCAUUGGGGUCUGACCAUGGGUACAACAGCUCCUUCCUUUCCAGCCAUGUUGCUGUCUGGGGUAGAAGCCCAGCUCCUACCGAGUCAUAGCAGGAAUUUGUCAUUUUUGCCUCCAGAAGGCUGGGCUCAAAGUGCUUGUGUAUGAGCAUACCAGAGCACUUACUGGUCUGGGUUACACAUGCUGGCGGAUAGCUGAGAAACAGCCUGAAAUUAGGACUGUUUUGGUGAAACCAGGGUGUCUGGCAAAGCUACAAAGAAAUCAAGAGGACAAUAUAAAAAGCUUAUAUGAAAUAUGAAAUCCAAAAAAAAAAAGUUCCUUCCCACAAAAUUGGGUCAAUAUAAUGAAAUUGACUCAGAAACAACUUCAGUUAAAGCGGUUUCUUUUUUUUACUUCAAAGAGGUCUUAGGGUGACAUCAGUGUGAGCUGUGCUGUCUGGGUACUUGGAUACCUUAGAGGAGCUGAUGCCCCUUACAACAGAAACAACAGUAACAAGAAAAAGCUUGCUGUUCAGUGGUUUCUUUGCAGCCAGGCAUUAAAGGAAAUCUCUGCAUGUUUGGAGGAAACAGUGACUUGUCCCCUCUGGACAUGACACAUGCCAGAUACUCUACCAGAGAAAAUCAUACAGAAAAAUGUAUUUUGAAAAAUGUGUGUUGUUCCUAGUCUGAGAGUUCACUGACAACAAAUUUCUGGCUGUAGAAAUGGAAACUCAGAGAGUUCAGUGUAGGUCUACUACAAGCACUUUACAGUUACUACUUCAUCAAAAGCCAUUUAAAAUUGGAGACAUGUCAUGCAUAAUUUGAAAAUGAACUUCAUGAACGGUCAAAGCCACUGGAAGACCUAAAUCAUAACUCUGGUGAGAACGACAGUCAGAACACUGUAGUCUUUAGAGAUUCUUAAAUGGGAUUUUUUAGUCAUAAUUAAAAUAACAAAUAAAUAAACUUACAUUUGAAUUUCAUAGAUUUGUAAGUUCUUAGCCAGUAAUUGCCGGAUCUUUUCAUAGUGAAGUUAUGGGUAAAUUUUGAUUCAGUAUAAUUUUGAAAGUAAAGGAGACUUAAAACACAUUUGAAAAAGAUUAUCUCAGUUUAUUUACAUCUGUGUUUCCUGUCUAAGGUAAUAGAACGCGACUAUUUUGUAAUGCAUUUUCAGAUGGAAAAAAUUUAAGGUGGAAUCAUCAGUAAUAGCAACAGGAAGUUUAACAGUUUAAUUUUCCAGCUUGGUGUUGCAAUUCACUUAUCACAGUAAAUAAUAAAAUUGAACAAUGCUAUACUGUUUUACAAAUAUUCUUCAUUUGAAUAUUACACUUUUAUCACUGUGAAUUUGACAUGCAUCCACAUGCAUCCAAUUUGACAUGUCCACAUGACAAAUUGACAUUACAGAUGAAAGAAACAAUAAAAAUAUGGUAGCAUCCUGCAACUUAUUAAUAAGGCUAUAGGAAGCCUAGGCAGUAUUAAGAAUGUUUGGAAGGAGUUAUGUAUUUUUAUUUUAAAUAAUAGAAUUUUGGUCUUUUCCCAUUUUAGGAAUCAUAAGAAAUUAUUUUCAUGAGAAAAUACAGAUGUACUACAUGCAAAAGAUCAAAAAUAACUUUUCUUCACCUAACUUUCCGUGUUAUUUAUAUCUAAAGACCUUGAAAGAAUGAAAGUAAAUUUAGUAUACAAUAACAAAGGAAAAAAAACUGCUUUGUAGUGUGUUAUGUUCCCAUUUCUAGUCUUGCAGUCAUAAGAUUUGAACUUUAAAAAUAGUAAAGCUCACUCAUAUUUAAGUAUUCAUGUUAUUUCACUUCCAAUCUGAAAUUCAUGAUUUGAGUCAGAAAGUUCAGUAUCAAGAAUUACUCUCUAUUUCCAUCCUUUGUUGUACCAAAUAAUGUGAGUACUUAUAUUCCUUAUUUUUAGAUUCUUCAUCAUUAGGAUUUUUCAAGAUUUUCCCCUCCCUCCUACUCAAAUUUCUGUAUUCUGCUUCUUCUGAGGACUUUUUUUGACAGUGAGACUGAAGGGUGAUUUUUAGAAAUGCAGUCUAAGUCUGAUCAUGCCUUUAGUUUCAUUUUCCUCUCUUUUGAUUGUGAUUUUUCCCCCUGUAAUAACAAUAAUAAUAUAGCAUCAUUUUCCUUUUAAAACAUCUGAAAUUUUACCAGUAUUUUUGCAAUCCUGUCUCUGGACCCUUUUUUUUCUUGAUCAAUGACUAUUGAGUGUCUUUUCUUUUCUUAGCCAGAUCUUUUUAUAUAGAUAGAUAUUUGGUUAUUUUUUCCCUUUCUUAAAGCCUGCAGUUAUUUCAUCCUUCAGAAUGGAAGAAUUCCUAGAGCUUUUUUUCAUAAUUUUACUACUACUAAUCUCCCUUUUUGCAGAAAACUCUAUAUUAAAUAAUUUCUAUGCUAAAUAAUUUCAGCUCAUAUCUUGAACAGUGCUGCAUUUAUUUACAAGUUUUCCUACUAAUUUUCUACAGCAUUUCAUUCUAAACAUCAAAUUUUUGUACUGUAUUAUUAGGCUUUUCUGUGAUGUUCAUCCCUUGUUUUUUUCCCCUCAAAACCAGCUGGUUUACCAUUGGGAGAAGUAAGGCUUUCUUCUUCAUAGCAUGGCUGCAGGGCAGAAAUGCAGUGUUUGUACUGCUGUGCCAUCUGCAUCAAUUUACUGACAGAAGUAUCUGUCACUGAUAAAUAAAAAAUCUCACAAAAUGUGAAGUGUCAUCUUGCAAUGUCUCUUUUACAACUUUUUUAAAAUCUGUCAGAUCUUUAUGAGUCACUUAUCACUUUGAAUUCAAAACUCUUUCAAAAAUUCAGCAAACUCAUAGUAGGGUGCUUAUUUUCUUUUUUUCCUUUAUUUUAUUAUUUCCCCAAAAUAAUCAUUUGAUUGAUGACUUCGAUUGCCUUGUCUUGACAGUGAUAAGAAGCAAAAUCUUCUUGAAGUCUUAGUCACAUCGAUUCCAUCUUGCAUUAAAUACUAAUGUGAACAAAUAAGUAACCAUUUCCAAAGACUGAGCCAAAUAAUUCUUAAAUGUAUGUGAGUUUUCUAGCCAUGCAAAUGCACGAUGAAUGAUCGCAUCAUUCCUUCACCAAAAUAAGUGAAGGCUGGAACUGCAGUCUCAUAACUUAAUCUGUGGGCACAAAGUCCUGAUUGCCAUCACAUACUGUUACAAGCACCAGUUAAUAUAAUCUGCUAUAAAUUUUUCUUAUGACUUACAAAAUGCAGACUUGUUAUAAUUUGCAUUAUUUGUUGUGCACCUGUACAUUAAUACAGCAAAAAAAAUUAUUUGGGAAGGUUCACAAAAGCUGAGUUUCCAAACUGCCCCCUUAACACUGUAGUCUAAUUUCAGGAUGGAAAACAUAGCCAACUGAAAGGUUUUCAUGUUGUGAUUUUUAAGAGUCAAAAGUGAAUACUGUCAUCUGAAAUGGAGUGUAUGUGUUAUGUCUAAUUGGUUGUGUUAUAUAAAGGCAGUGUAUAUUUUUCUUGGAAUGGGUGCUCCCAUCUUCCAAUGGAACAUGUGUAAUCAUUGUGGAUGUGGGGCGCUGCAGCGUCCUCUGAGCAUCCUGCAGGAGAUGGGAAUGUGCAGGAUCUUUUAUAAACAGGCCUCUUUUUGCCUCUGUAAGAAGAAGGAGCUGACUCAAGGAAUCUGAUCGUCUUCCAAAGAAAACAUCUGUUUUAAAUAUAUUUGUUUGGAUUCCAGUCAGCGCACCUAGGACUUGCAUAAUUAGCUUAGACUACACAGUUCCCUUUUCAAAAGAUACGUUUAUAUAAAUAAGCCAUGCAUUUUUCAUUAAGCAAAUACUCUUCCUUUCUCCCUUUUUUUUUUUUUUUUUAAUUAUAAAUUCAGGCUUGUAUUUUAACAUACAGUUUUGCAAAGCAAGGAUUAAUUGAGAAACUUUUUCAACACAAUUAUUUGUAUGAUAUUCAUUUUGCUGUACUUAUGGUGGAGAAGUGUCUUUCAGCUAUAUGAGUGUAUGUAUUUAUAAGCAUGCUUUUGAUGCUGAUAAUGGAUUAUUUAGUAAAUAAAAUAUUGUCAUACUUUUUACUACUUUUGAUACCUACAUUAUUUUAAAUGUAGAUACUAGAGUUUUGAAAAAUUAAUUAUGGUAGUACAUGUCUUAAGUUUACCCUUCUUAAAGAUCUGAUUAACUAAAAAUACCUAAAAUACAGAAUUUAUUUCAACUUAAGCAUCUCCUUAGAGGCUACAAGAAGAAAUGAAACUCAGUGGCCCUUUCUCCAUUCAUCUUGUGCCAUUCCGCGCCACAUGAUUCCACUGAACCAGAAUCCCCUAUCAUACAGCUGUGCAACAUUAAAAGGAUUCUUUUCUAAAAUUGGGUUAAUCAUUAUGCAUAUCUUUCAUAUGAAGAUCAAGCCCCUCAAAUGUUCAGACAUUCACAGAUGGGAAUUAAAUCUUUUACUUUGGGAAAAAUUCAGCCUGGAGUGACAAUUUCAUUGCAGGUGUGCCUUAUUGCAGAAGGGCUGAAGGUAGUUUUUCAGCCAUAAAAGUAGAUUCUAGGCCAUUUUUUGCAGUUCACACAACCCAGGUGAAACUGUUGUUAAUUUGACCUGUUAUUCUUUACAUCACAUCUGAUUUCAGUACUAGACCUGUCCAAACAGGAAUUAUGCCUGGGUUGCAUGUGUUCAUGUGGGGCAACAUGAUUUGGUUCUGAAUUAUCUCAAAGCCCUACUUAUUUUCUCUCUCUACAGACUGAUGUGUUAUAAGAGAAAUGCAGUUGUGUGUUUGGUGGAACUUUUUUGGCUUUUCCUGCCAUUUUCAGAAGUCCUCAAGCAUAGUCUGGGUAAAAAAUGCUUUCAGUAGUUCUGUAUGUUCCUUCCAGCAAUGCCUGUGAUUGAGAGGAGUUGUCUAAGACUCCUUCUCCCUGGCUGUGCAGCACUUUAAUUAUCUAGAAUUAAUUCAUAUUAAUUAUUUGUAUUUUUGAAAAGCAAUGGUAUGCAACACUUUGGUCUAGUAUGGAGACAAUAAUGAUGGCUAUUGACUUCCUUUUGAUGUAACUUACAGGAUAAUAAUACAGAUUUUAUUUGUUUGAU